AUGUUGAUAGAGAAGCUGAUUCCCUCGCGAGUGCUAGCAGAGGUGCAUGCAGCGAAAGAAAAGAAUCCACAGUGGAGCAUUGCAAGCUUGAGGUCACAUUUAAAAAUGUUGGUCAGAAGGAAAGAAGAA
Gongylonema pulchrum is the source of this 129-nucleotide messenger RNA. NCBI's taxonomy places the organism in Eukaryota, Metazoa, Nematoda, Chromadorea, Rhabditida, Gongylonematidae. The record is from the annotation of a GenBank genome assembly.